Actinia tenebrosa (Australian red waratah sea anemone) is the source of this 4870-nucleotide messenger RNA. RefSeq names its product delta-like protein A. Gene Ontology annotation, biological process: multicellular organism development; cell communication; Notch signaling pathway. NCBI's taxonomy places the organism in Eukaryota, Metazoa, Cnidaria, Anthozoa, Actiniaria, Actiniidae. Gene Ontology annotation, molecular function: calcium ion binding. Gene Ontology annotation, cellular component: membrane. The record is from RefSeq and is a predicted model, not a curated record.
UGGAACCCAUUGUUUGUGAUCAAAUUCGCUAUCGGCCACAUGGUCAAAACAAUAGCCGGACUUUGAAAGUUUUGUAAAUAGUAUUCCACCAUCUUGGAAUCAGUUGCUGAAUAUCGAGAUCGUUCGUUGGAAUUCCAGCACGAAAUUGGCGCGAAUCGAAACUACUUCGAAACUUCUGUCGUCUGCAAGCGUAUARCUUGAAAAUUCUUGAAUUGACUACACGUGUAGGAGCCCGCGAUCAGUUUGAACGAUUUGGAGCCACGUGAAGAAAGACAUCACCGCGGUAGACGAAAACUUGUUCCCUGGGAAACAUAAAGUAAUUUUGUGCUGUUUACCAUGUAAAGGCAAAAUAUGGAGAGUUUAUCUUGCUGCUGAAAGAUUUCAAAACGCCAGUCCCUCCAUGAUGAGGAAAAACCUURGCUCUGCUACGUCAAGGACACAUAUUGAGUURAAGAACAAGCGACUGAGAGAGAGGUGACUUAACACACAGACGGCUCGGAGUCCAAGGCCCAUGCCGCUUCGAAGAUCCCAUCGGAGACUCUGUACGGUGUUUGGAAUACCAUCCGUUCUUCACAACCUACAUUUAUAUCUAAUACUYAUAUGCGCUUCUCUCCCUCAUGUCAUCGGGGUAGGAGUGUUUGAGGUUAAGCUUCGAGAGAUCUGGAAUCCCGGGCAUCGCGACAUGAAUCAAAAGUGUUGCUCGGGUACUGAAUUGAAGGGUGUUUGUUCCAGCCCGUGUAGAACGUUCUUUUAUACGUGUUUAAGGCAGUAUCCACGCCCAGCACAUCCAUCAGACUGUACUUAUGGCCACAACACUUCGCGCGUUUAUAAUGACAGCUCAUUCAUUCUCACGAGUAACAACGUUGCAAGAUUUCCAUUUACUCCUAAUUGGCCGGGAUCGUUCUCUUUGAAAGUAACAGCCAAAGUCGCAGGGUCAAGCAAUACUAUCAUCGAAGCGCUAAUCAACACACCGUCUUACGGAGCAAGUCUUGAGUGGUCUAAUUUCACCCAAGAUGUCAACACAACUAAUGGCUUCAAGAUAAAACUUAAUCUCUCAUAUAGAUUUAUCUGUGCGCCUAAUAACUUUGGUGCCAAUUGCUCCAAAGCCUGUACUCCAAGAAACGAUCAAUUUGGGCAUUUUACAUGCGAUGCCAAUGGAAAUAUAGUUUGUCUGCCUGGAUGGGGAGGACAUCCUUCCGACAAGUAUUGCGAAAAUCCGAUUUGUAAUCCGGACUGCGGUAAAAACGGGCGCUGCGUUGGUCCAAAUACUUGCAGCUGUUCUCAAGGUUGGAGAGGACCUACUUGUAGUGAAUGUGAAGUAUACCCCGGAUGCGUACACGGCACGUGCAAAAGCGAAUGGCAGUGUAACUGCAUGUCAGGAUGGGGAGGUCUUUACUGUGAUUUAGAGCUGGAUUACUGUGGUCGAAACAAACCCUGUAAACAUGGUGACUGUAGAAACAUUGCCCCUGGAAGAUACAAAUGUCUUUGUAACAAGGGUUAUGGAGGCGUGAAGUGUGAUUCAGAGUUAAAUGAAUGUGCAAGUAAUCCAUGUAAAAAUAGAGGCACCUGCACAGAUAAAUUUGGAGAUUUCACCUGCUCAUGUCCUGCGGGAUUUCAAGGGAAACAAUGUGAAAUUAAUAUUGAUGAUUGUAAGAUGAAUUCUUGCAAAAAUGGUGGAACAUGCGUUGAUGGAGUAAGAAGUUAUUCUUGUCGCUGUCCAGCGGGUUUCUCCGGGAAAGCAUGCGAAGUAGUAUUACCGCGGACAACACGACAGCCAUUAAUCACCCAGAAUCCUGGGACUAAUACAACAGGAAACUCGGGCAAUACUACAAUUAUUGGAGGACAAAGAAAAGGAGAAUCAAGUGCUGGUUGGAGUGACUUAAAAGUCGUUAUUUUACCCGUCAUCUUCGGCUUUCUUAUUAUAAUAUGCCUAAUAGUAGGCUGUGUAUUAUGGAGAAUAUAUCGCAAGCGACAACCUUGCUGUUGCUAUUGUUGUUUACCGACGACUUCAAGUCGCGAUCCAGAGGAGCCCAACACACGAACUGAUCGUAUGAAACAAGUCGAUCCGUCCGAUAUAAACGGGUCAAGUGACACAGACUUGAAACAAUGCCGUGUGGGCAACACUUCCAAAACAAAGAACAAUAUUACUCCUGAUAUUAUUAUAAAUUUUGUACCCUCGCGGUCGAACCAGAAAAAUGUAAAUAGCGACAAAGCGAGUCGCAUCAGUAAAGAAAGACAACUGGAAUGCAAAGCAAGCACUUCGACAGAGGACACGAGGAUGUCUUUGGAGCUCACAGACAAAAUCCCAGAGCAGGAUUUGGGCGAAAUUUCCUUUCCUAAUCGAUGUUUUGAUAAAGGCUACUGGCAAGAAGUAGAAGUGGAGAUAUAAGUUAUAUUUUAAGGAAGGUUUGUCAAGCCCUUAAAUCGAACACAGGAGACAGUCACGUGAGCUCUUUCCCACGUGUUCUCUGGCAUCCAAUGGCGGCUGCGAGAAGUCAAUCUUCUAAGCCAAUGAAAAUUUGUCGCGACCAAUGUGUGGGAGUCGGAUGGUUUAACUGUUGCCACGACGACGUCAAGUCAUCACAAUCACGUGACAUCAGGACUUUGUUUUGCGGGAGAAUCGAAUGAGUUUAGCGAUUCCUUUUGCCUGGAAUUCUGCGACUUUUGCAAUAUGUGCAAGUCAUAUCAAGACUGAAGAGAAGAAAGAAACGUAGUUCUGUAAUGGAGGAUGAUGAUGAAGAACGAAUUUUGACUUCCUUACAUUGAAUGGAAGGACAGAAUUGGUUGGUACGUGUAUAGACAUGACCUGAUUAACACCAUAUGAAAACAUGGUGCGAUGUAUAUAUAAGGUUGUAAGUGACCACAGGCUGUUACCAUAGCAACCAAGAUUAAAGAUGAAGCCCAUUGAAGGAGAGCUCAUACUUGACAAGAAUCCAGUUGUAUAAAUAUUAUACCCAUUGUACGGCGAAAAAAUGGCAGGAUGUUCUAAAUGAAACAGUAGAGAAUAGGUUUCGCUAAACAAUAUUGGUGGGCAGGGUUGACAAUGUUAAUAUUAAUAUUACUGUUAGGUGGCUGGUUUCGGUACGUGCAUGCAUGUUUUAUAGGGUUACAUUUUACAGGGUGUUAUACUACAAAGACAGUGGUAUUUCAGUAGAAGGCCCAGUCUAGAUACCAACACUUUAAUGUUAUUAAAUUUGAUUCCAACUCUUGAUUUGUUCAUUUACUGAUUUUUCUUUUCCUAUUCUGUCAGCCAUUUUAAAAAGCAACCGAGCCUCCACAUGAAAACGAGGGUUGUUAUUGAAUGCAAAGGCUCGCUUACGUUUCAAAAUGGCCGCCAGAGCUGUGGAAGAAAAUAAUGUGUUAUCAAACAUUCAAGGUUUGGUAUCUUGUCUGGACCUCAGUCACGUGCACAGUCAUGCGCAGUAUGCCUAGAUGUCUUAAGCAUUUUCUCAUUAUUGUCGUUUAGGAUCAACCGUUCCUUUCUUUGGCGUAAUUUAAAGCAAUGAACGAAUUUUCUGAUAAAGAUCGGGCAAAGAAGAUUAUUUAGUUUGUUUUCUCAUCCAAGUCCUUUUAUUAGAAUAUAGAAUUCAUCGUAAACGUGUAGUUUUUAUCAAGAGAACCCUUUGGAGGUUUUUCAGUUUAGAAUCAACUACAGAAUGGGAACAGUCUUCACGUUCUCGUAAGUAAGAAAAGCCUAAUUGUUAUGUUUUCCAAAUAGAGUUGAGUUGAGAAUUUGGCAAGAGGGCUGUAUGUUUCCGGCGUCCUGUGAGUGGGAAACAUAUCGUGCUUAGUCGCAGUACAAAAACCUUACGACAGGCUGUAGCGGUGACUUGAAAUGGCUUUCUGUCUACGAGACAUCCAAUCAGAACGCGUAUUUACGGUUACGUUAAAAUUCGAAAUCCGCUAUUUUAUAUCUAUACACAACUGCGCAUGACUGUUAACGUGACUAUCGUUUUCAGUCUUCAUCCAAAACCAGUUCAUUUCUUACUCAUUAGCCAAUUUUCAUUUUUUGUAGGAUCAAGAAUAGUCGACUUAUUUACGAAUAACGUUUCAUAAAUAUUCCAUAACAUACCACUGCUUCGUAUCAGAAGUUAGAGUAAGGACCUAUGGUCGAUAACCGCCACUACCAGGGGAGGAGUGGGGUUAAAGAGGGAGGGAUUUUUCCCAACUUGAUUGAACUAAUGAUUUACUCUCAUGUGACGAUCAUAAUUUUAAGCUAAAUUUCUCUCAUCCUAAUGGUGACUUACUGAUAAAACUGGAAUUAAGAUUUGUGCUUGAAGUUUAAUCAUAGUAUAAGCGAAUGGAAGUAACUUAAGCUUACUUUUAGACUUCACUUUCAUAAAAUAAUAUUUUACGACUUGAAUUGAUGCUUUUAUUUGUUAGCUAAAWUUUUUGCAGUGGUCAUGAACCUCGCGCCAGGUCCCUCACACACGGCAACACACUUGCUUUUGCAUAAAAUUUGAAUUCACUAUUUAAGAAUGUCAAACUAACUAAAUUCUUUCAAGCCAUUGAUAUGUUGUUGCUCUAUAAAUGACGUCAUAGUGGAUUCACUAUUACGUCAUUCUACGUCACUUCCGUUCGCUUAAUUACUAAAUGCAACCAAACAAUCUAGUCAGACCGCAAUGAUCCCUUAAAUAAUUAUUAUAAUAAUGAUAAUUUUCACCGCUUGUGGUAAGAUCCCAAUUAGAUUGUAUAUAUAUAUAUAUUUUUGUAAAAUUUUCUACUGUUUAUGGUUUUGUAGAAACUGCCAAUUAUUAAUGAAAAACGUCGUCUACAAAAAGAAUCUAAUAUAUAUACAUACAUAUACAUAUGAUAUAUAUAAAUAUAUAUAAUAUAGAAUCAGCGAGUUAAUAAAACUACUUGCACUCCA